Bipolaris oryzae ATCC 44560 is the source of this 1170-nucleotide messenger RNA. RefSeq lists its product as uncharacterized. The coding region runs from base 1 to 1170 and encodes 389 amino acids. Lineage: Eukaryota; Fungi; Ascomycota; Dothideomycetes; Pleosporales; Pleosporaceae. The transcript is spliced from 2 exons. The record is from RefSeq and is a predicted model, not a curated record.
AUGGCCGCAGCGAACCCACCACCCCCGGCGCCGGGACAACAGCAACAGCAACAGCAGCAGCAGCACAUCGACACGCUGCAGACCAUGCUCAAUCUCAUUUUCCUCCACUCUGGCCGCUUCCUCAAAGAGACCCAGACCGGCGGAGGCUCCGGGCGCAUGAAGCAGCAACUGCAGCGCGUCGUGCCCCACGCCACCGAGCGCUUCCACGAUGCCCUUGACGAACUCGAGAAUGAGGUGCGCCUGGCGCAAAUGGUGCUCCGGCGCGACAUGGCAUUGCUGAGGCAGGACCGCAAGAAGAAGGAGGCCGCCGCGAAACAGCAAGAGGUGGACAAGGCAAGGCUUGCCGCAGAGGCCAGGAAUCCACCCCCACCCACAAACGACGCGCCGGUCAAGGAAGAAAAGGCUGCCACACCCGCACAACUCGAGCCGCCGGCAGUACUAGACACAUCUGAGCAAGCGAUGUCAAUAGAGACGGAUAUGGAAGCCGCGAAGAAGGAAGGCGGCAACGGCGACCAUGACGGCCAAAACAACAAGGCACCCUCACCGCCCCAAAACUCGACAGACGCAAACAUCCAGCCGCCCAAAGAUCCCCUCUUCGAUGGCACACCGCCAGCCAACAACCCCAACGAGUCCGACUUUGAUUUCGAUGCCAUGUUCGGCGAUGCCAUGGACACCACCGACCAAAAUCACGAUCACGACAUGAUGGACACCUCGGGCGAUAUCGACUUUGGCCUCGACAGCGGUAACGACGGAUCCUCCCUCCUCCGCGGUCUCGAAGACUUUGCCAAGAACAGCGACAACGACAACAACAAUCAAUCCUCCACCAUGGACAUGGACUUUACCAUGCCAGACUUACCGGGCUUGGAUUCAAACACGAAUGCAAAUACUGAUAGCAAUGCGAAUGCAACUACCAAGCCAGCGCCAGAGCCCGCGUCUGCGCCAAAGGCAGACGAGCCCGCGUCUGCGCCAAAGGCAGACGAGCCCAAACCUGCCGCUCAGCCACCCCCGCCCCAGGAGAACAAGGUGGAAGAAGCGAUGAACAAUAACAAUAACAAUGACGAUAUGAUGGGCACCAUGGCUGCGGACGAUCUCGAGGACCUGUUCAACAUGGACGACUACGCCAACCCCGAGCAGUCUUCCUUUGACGAUGCCUUUUUCAAUUUUGAAUAA